This is a messenger RNA of Arachis ipaensis, 765 nucleotides long. The record is from RefSeq and is a predicted model, not a curated record. Lineage: Eukaryota; Viridiplantae; Streptophyta; Magnoliopsida; Fabales; Fabaceae.
AAUCGGCUAAGGGACCAGAUGUCGACUCACGGACGCGGUCGCGGGCGAGGUAGAGGUAGGACAGGCACCGUUACUCCUGCUUCCAUAGGGACUGAUCCAGUAGAUUUUAUGGCUGCCCUGGGAAAUAUGGCUGUAGCUAUGCAGGCAACAGCUGAGGCACUGGGUAAUCAGAUAAACCAGGGUAAUCAUGGAAACAAUAAUGAUGAGGACGGUCCUAUGACACUUGCUACAUUUCUGAAAGUUCGCCCUCCGACCUUUAGGGGAACCUCAAAUCCCACUGAUGCAGAUAAUUGGAUUCAGGCUAUGGAAAGGGCGUUGCAGGCCCAACAGGUUCCUGAAGAGCAAUGGGUUGAAUUUGGAACUUAUCAGUUGCAAGGUGAAGCUCAGUAUUGGUGGCAGGGAACACGACGUAUCCUGCAGCCUGAUGGUGCUGCGAUUCUUUGGGAGGUUUUUCGGACAGAGUUCUAUAAGAAAUACUUUCCUAAUUCAGCUAGAAAUGCCAAGGAACUUGAAUUAAUGCAGUUAAAGUAGGGACAGAUGACUGUUGCUGAGUAUACCAGUAAAUUUGAAGAGUUAUGUCGCUUUUCUCGUAUCUGUCAAGGUGCGCCUGAAGAUUUUGCUGAAUGGAAGUGUAUUAAAUAUGAGGGAGGUCUUCGGAGCGAUAUUCUGAGCUUCGUUGCCCCAAUGGAGAUCAGGGUGUUUUCUGAAUUGGUGAAUAAGAGUAGGGUGGCUGAGGAUUGUGUGAGGAAGGCGGCAGCAGAGAAA